AUGGCACAUGGUAUAGCACUUGCUGGCGGUCCUUAUGGCAAAGUACUUGGUUACGAACGUCCACUAUUUUUUAAACCAGAUGAAGCAGGAAAAAAAGAUUUUGAAGAUUUAAGUAAACAAGGUAUAUCUGGUAAAGCACGAUGGUUUAAUACAGUUGAAAAAAAUAUAAUGCAUAUGACAUCAUUUACAAAAUAUGAAUUAAAAUCAGUAAAUCGAUUUGUCGUGAAUUUCUUUCAAAUGCUUUGUGCAAAUAAUAUUGAUAAGCCAAUUGGUACUGUUGUUCAUACAGGAAUGUUAAAUGAACAAGUUGGUUAUGAAAAUAUCAGUAGGAUACAAUAUUUUUGUGUUCUUGUUAGUUUUCUUUUGUUUAGAUAUUUUACUCAACGAACUCUUCGAAUUGAACGUAUGUGGCCAUCUUGGGGACAUUAUAUUUAUAAGAAAACAACACCAUUUCAUUUAAAUCGAGAAUAUCAUAUAUCAUUUGGUGUAAAAAUAAAAUUUAAUCAAGUAAAAUCCAUGGUUAUUGAAAUACUAAGUGGCGAACCUAUUUAUCGUAAUGGUGAAUUUUGUGGAUUUUUUACUUCUACAACAUAUGGUUUUACACUUAGAAAACAAGUAUAA
Adineta steineri is the source of this 621-nucleotide messenger RNA. The record is from the annotation of a GenBank genome assembly. NCBI's taxonomy places the organism in Eukaryota, Metazoa, Rotifera, Eurotatoria, Adinetida, Adinetidae.